Molecule: messenger RNA, 1209 nt
Organism: Struthio camelus australis
Lineage: Eukaryota; Metazoa; Chordata; Aves; Struthioniformes; Struthionidae
Source: RefSeq, a predicted model, not a curated record
GGGGGCUCCUCAGCUUUUCUCCUGAAACCUUUCUCUCCUCAGACCACGCUGCAGACAGACGAGGUGAAAAACGUUCCCUGCGGCACCAGUGGGGGAGUGAUGAUUUAUUUUGACAGAAUUGAGGUGGUGAAUUUCCUGAUCCAAAGUGCAGUAUAUGACAUAGUGAAGAACUACACAGCUGACUAUGACAAAGCUCUUAUCUUCAACAAGAUUCACCAUGAGCUGAACCAGUUCUGCAGUGUCCACACGCUGCAGGAGGUCUACAUUGAGCUGUUCGAUCAGAUUGAUGAAAACCUUAAACUGGCCUUGCAGCAAGAUCUAACUACAAUGGCCCCUGGAUUAAUUAUACAGGCAGUUCGAGUUACAAAGCCAAACAUCCCUGAAACGAUCCGGAGGAAUUAUGAGCUGAUGGAGAGUGAGAAGACAAAGCUGCUGAUUGCAGCACAGAAACAGAAGGUGGUGGAGAAGGAAGCAGAAACAGAAAGGAAGAAGGCCCUUAUUGAGGCAGAAAAAAUUGCACAAGUUGCUGAAAUAACUUACGGUCAGAAAGUGAUGGAAAAGGAAACAGAGAAGCGGAUUUCAGAGAUUGAAGAUGCUGCAUUUCUUGCAAGAGAGAAGGCAAGAGCUGAUGCUGAAUGCUAUACUGCUAUGAAAGUAGCCGAGGCUAACAAGCUGAAGUUAACGCCUGAGUAUUUGCAGCUGAUGAAAUACAAGGCUAUUGCAGCGAACAGCAAGAUAUAUUUUGGCAAAGAUAUUCCCAACAUGUUCAUGGACCAUGGAGGAAGCCAGACCAAAUUUGCAAAUGGACUGGCAGAAGGAAUCCAAGAUGACGAUGGGGCAGGAACCAUUGAGGACACAAAACUGCCUCAUAACAUCAACUGAUCUUGCAAGAUUUCUAUUCGUUUUAUAUCAAAAGAAACGAGAACUGGGAAGUUCCUUUUUCUUUCCCCCUUCCUGUAUUGAAAGAGACGAAUCAGACUUAAUCCUGUCAAUCUUUUGUAUGACAAUUAGAUGCAAGGACUUUGGUAUUUACAGGGUGUUUUUUUUUUUCUGGUGACUUCUAAGCAACCAGCUCCAAAUAUGUACUCUAGAUGCAAGUCUCCCUGUUGAUGGACAAAUAGACCAAUUAUUCUGGAGAGGCUAGGUGGAAGACAUCUUUGGACAAUCUGUUCUGCAGCCAGCUUAGCUAGGUACUUAAUUUUGGAGUGA